AUGAAAGGGGCUUCGCAAUCCAUGUCCCGGGCUGCUUCAGCGGCUCAUGGAAGCUUGGGAAACCUGCUCACCCCUUCUCCUCCUCUCGCGUCAGGCUCAUCUGUCGGCCAAAGCUCGGCCAGCGUUCUGCCACCGACAGUCACUAAUGAAACCACCUCCAAGAAUCAGCAGUCGCCAGAUAUCAAUUCUUCUUCACCAAAGGUCUCCGAUUCGGAAUCUUCUUUGCAGGGUCUGCGCGAUUCAGUCCGCUACGAAUCAUCUUCCCCAGCCGCCGCCGCCGAAGCUUACGGUGAACCUCAUACUCGCAUGAGCACCAGCUCCUAUAUCCUGCGGGCACUAGACCUUGGAGACCAGCUAGAUCAGAACGGACUUGCAAUCUCAAAUUCCAAUUACGCUGGUUAUCCACGCCAUCACUACGACCCAGAUAAUGACGAAGUUGAGUCCGAGGACGGCGAAGUGACUUCCCAAGAUGGAGUGGAGUUUGAGGAGAGCGAAGAUCGGGAAGCGGUCGGAGAGUCUGAUAAGAGAGUCCGUAACUUUCAAACUGAAGACGAGAACAAUGAGGAGGCCGGCGAGGACGAGGAAGCAGAGCUCGGCGAUGAGCUUGGUGCCCUCAACCAAGAUGAGGACGAGAACGAUGAGGAGCUGUCGUCACAGUUAGCCCUUGACCUCAGUCGUCUUGGCUGCAGCGAAAAGUGUCGAUCGGAAAUCCGACAAGGUUUUGACACUUACAAUCAACAAAUCGAGAGACUCGAACGCAAGAUCCAUGAGCUCAGUCUAGAAAAUCACAAGCUGAGAGCGGAUGUCGACAGGAUGCAGAAGAAGCGAAACAAUGAAAAAAAAACCGAGCCAACAUGGCACAAGAGGCUUCGUUUAUAUCUCACUAACCCCAAUCACUGCCAGGCACUGAGUUACGUUGAUAUCUACAAGCUUUGCUGCAAGGAGGAGAACAUGAGUACGAAGACUGGCAAUGUCCAUCCUAAUUUGCGAUUCAGGGGACCAACAAGCAAAGAACUUGAGGUUGAAGUAUCUGAAGGCCGCGACGAAAAUGCGGUCGAUCAGAACGGGUUUGAAGAGAGCCGCAAAGGCCCUGAGGCACUGUUCGUCCAGGACGAUGAGCCACCCAAGGAUGCCCGAAGGGCAGAGGAUAAUCAUACAGAGGCGAAUGUUUUCCUCAAGAAUUUUCCCUUUGACCGGUUGCCCACCAAAGUCCAAGCUAACAUCAUCAAGUUCGUCUUCGUCGAAGAAGGCAAACUCAUCCACUGCAUCACCCGCCUCGAUCCAUUCAUGCCUCCAGAGCAGCCCACACAGACUGACAGGCACCGAAGUGGUCUACCUCAUCGCUUUCACCUUUCCGGAAAAUCUUGCAACAUCACCUACAGCAUGAAACCGAACAAUUACCUCGCCUUGCUGACCGUCUGCAAGCGAUGGCACUACCUUGGAAUCUACGCCUUCUACGGUCUGAAUACCUUCGCUUUCUCGAGCCUGGGAGAAUUUGGUCGGUUCUGCACCGGCAUCGGAGAGGCAAGGAGAGAGAGGAUUCAACAUGUGGAGUUGCUGUGGCUGGGCAAUCAGUAUCUCACCCAUAGACCUGUCAAGGAAGGCAAAAAGGGUGGACUUAGAUGGGUCUCCAAAAGAACGUGGGAUGUGUCGUGGCUCUGCCAGAUGCCUCGUCUGAAGACUCUGAUUAUACACGUGGACGAGAGCGGCUCCCAGUAUUCGAGUCGUCGUCAUGAGCCCAAAGCACAUGUCGACUGGAUGGCGUCUGUCACCGCUGGUCAGCCCAACUUCCGCAUGACAAGGUCGCUUCGGGGACUCCAGGGACUGCAUUUCCUCCAUGCACUUCGCGGCAUGGAGCUCAUUCAGUUCUACGACUACGGCAUGUCCCACAAGCAUGGUGGCCGUCAUCCCAUCCGCGACUGGUCUUUCUUCAUGGACAUCGAGAACGUAACGGCUAUGCCGAAAACAGACGACAAGGCAGAAGCCGCAAAGUUAGCCAAUCUAAGCCCAGUUCUUCCAGGUUAUGAGGCGUCACAAGAGGAGAUUGAGGCAAUCAAGGGCAUCUAUCACAAUAGCCAAGCCUUCGACGCUGUGUAUGUGUCGCCGCCCGUUCCUGAGGGAGACGAGCAUGGGGAUAUCGAGAUGGCAAAUGCUGAAACCCCGGUUCUGGUCCAGCAGCAGCACACAGCAGUGGUAUCUCCAGGGAUGUCACGUCCUAACAAUGUAUCGCAUCCCACCAAGGAAAAGAAGAUUGCUCAUGCUAAGACGGCAAUGUACGCUGAGAAGCGAAAUGCUGCACAUCAAGAUGAUAUUAAGUCCGAGGCGUCUAGCGACGUAACCCCGAAGGCAAUUAUCCACUAUACUCGAGCGGACACUGAACUUACCAUUUCCACGGUUACGGAAGAUGGCAUCGCGAACGAUUAUGACGACGAAUUCUCAUUGGCAGGCUCAAAUGCCACUAAUCCCAUCGACUUGGACAGCAUUGAGGCACCAAAGAUGCGAUCACGUCUGUCGCGUCUUCAACAAGACGACCGAUUAGACCGUGGGAAGCGAGAGCAAACCGAUGUUAGAUCAAUUGGCAAUGUAUCGUCGGCUGCGAGCGAAAGAUCCUACGGCAGUAAUGGCGGCCUCUUCGUCGGCUCUUCGCCGGCAAUGUCUCUCUAUCGACCGCGCCCCGAAUCCACCGCCAUGAUGGAUACCUUGCGAAAAAGAGGAUAUGACGAGUCGGACAUCCUGAGCGCCAUCGAUCUGACUGCGGAGAAUGACGAAACCUGCACCAUUAGCACCGGGGUCCCGAGUUCUUCUCUGGCCAGCUCAUCACGCCCGGUUGUCAGCGGGCCCUUUGGCCACUUCAUUCCCAGUCUCACUGAACACCACGCAGCUGGAGAACGUCUUCCUCGACUUGCGCGUCUCAACAGCGCUACUAGCGUGGAUGACUGUCCAUUCAAUAAAAGGCGUAGACUGUAA
Molecule: messenger RNA, 2967 nt
Organism: Colletotrichum orchidophilum
Lineage: Eukaryota; Fungi; Ascomycota; Sordariomycetes; Glomerellales; Glomerellaceae
Exons: 1
Coding region: 1-2967 (988 amino acids)
Source: RefSeq, a predicted model, not a curated record